This is a messenger RNA of Setaria italica (foxtail millet), 654 nucleotides long. Its product is annotated as auxin-responsive protein SAUR71. Lineage: Eukaryota; Viridiplantae; Streptophyta; Magnoliopsida; Poales; Poaceae. The record is from RefSeq and is a predicted model, not a curated record. Gene Ontology annotation, biological process: response to auxin. The transcript has a single exon. The coding region runs from base 41 to 385 and encodes 114 amino acids.
GUAACCACUCUCCGAUCGGCAGCAAGCCGAAGAAGCGGCGAUGAGGCAGCUGAUCCGGCGGCUCUCCCGCGUGGGCGACUGCGCGUCCUCGUCGUCCCCGGCGAGGCGGCGCGGCGGCGGCGGCGGUGGGAAGAAGGCGUGCGCGGGGAGGACGCCGGAGGGGCACGUGCCGGUGUACGUCGGAGGCGGCGGGGAAGAAGGCGAGGAGGCGGAGCGUUUCGUGGUGCGCGCGGAGCUGCUGGGCGCGCCGGCGCUGGCGGAGCUGCUCGGACGUGCCGCGCAGGAGUACGGGUACCACCACCAGGGCCCGCUCCGCAUCCCCUGCCCCGUCGACGUCUUCCGCCGCGCGCUCGCGUCGGUGGCCGGCGACGACGACGACGAGUAGCUGCUAGUAGCUUAAUUGUUGGGCUCGUGGGCCUGGGCCUGGGCCUAGGAGGUGUAACUAAAUAGCCCGGAAUUUUGAGGAUUGGGCUUUCGAAGAUCUCUUCUCGUCUUCUAUAUUUUCUUGUGUUACCUUUCAACUGCAUGCUUUUGUUUAAUGGACUACUACGAAGGGUUAUGUUUUUUACUCUUUGCUCUUUUUUGCAAAAAAAUAAAAUAAAGUUGACUCUUUGCUCAACCUUAAAUGUAAAUAAAUCUGACCGCUAUCUGCAC